Molecule: messenger RNA, 2905 nt
Organism: Fragaria vesca subsp. vesca
Lineage: Eukaryota; Viridiplantae; Streptophyta; Magnoliopsida; Rosales; Rosaceae
Product: chloroplastic group IIA intron splicing facilitator CRS1, chloroplastic-like
Exons: 9
Coding region: 91-2649 (852 amino acids)
Biological process (GO): RNA splicing, via transesterification reactions
Molecular function (GO): mRNA binding
Source: RefSeq, a predicted model, not a curated record
CUCUUGAGGUUUUAGGAAAACAAGCCAAAACCCAGAAGCAGGAGAAUCUCAGUUUCAUCACCUGAAUUGAUGUACCUGUAAUAUUCUGUGAUGACUCUUGUGCCCAGUCGCCAACUUUACCCAACGAGCUUAUUGGAGAGCUCCUUGUCUAAGUUCCAUGGCACCCACUUCCACUUGUUCAGGUAUUCCUCAAUUCCCUUCAAGAAGCAAAGUUUCCAUGCAACCCAGUACUUUAUUACCUCUAGUUUAACUCCUGAGCAAAACCCACCAAGGAAAUUGAAUCUGUUGAUAUGCCAAUACAAACCCACCAAGAAUUUGUCUAGUUGCAGUUGGAUUGAUAGAUGGAAUGAUUCUAGGAAACAACAUGGCCCGAGGCGUCCUCGGGCCGUGUUGGACUACCAGAGCAAUGAAAGUGGGAAUUUGAGUAGUGAUGGUAAUGAUGGUGGUAGUACAAUGGACAAAAUUGUGGAGAAAUUGAAGAAAUUUGGGUACAUUGCAGAGGAUAAGAAUGAGGGUAGAGGUGAAGUGAGAGAGAGAGUGAUUGAGAAGGGUUCUGUGGAGGAUAUAUUUUAUGUUGAGGAAGGAAUGUUGCCGAAUUCGAGAGGUGGGUUCUCGGGGGUAUCACCAUUAGGGACAGAGGAUGUAUUUGGAGAUGGUGGUGGUGAGGUGAGGUUUCCGUGGGAGAAGCCCAGGGAGAGAGAGAAGGAAGAAGGCGGUUCGAUCAGGAGGAGGAGUAGGACUUCAUUGGCAGAAUUGACUCUUCCUGAGUCAGAGUUGAGGAGGCUAAGGAAUCUGACGUUUCAGAAGAAGCACAAGACUAAGAUCGGUGGUGCUGGUGUUACUCAAGCAGUAGUGGAGAUGAUUCAUGAGAGAUGGAAGACGGCCGAGAUUGUGAGAUUGAAAAUCGAAGGUCCACCUGCGCUCAACAUGAAAAGAAUGCAUGAGAUAUUGGAGCGAAAAACAGGUGGGUUGGUGGUCUGGAGGUCUGGCACAUCGCUUUCUUUGUACAGAGGUGUGAGCUAUGAAGUUCCUUCAGUGCAACUAAACAAGCAGAUAUUCAAGAGAAAUGAAAUUUCUUCUACAUCUUUACCAACUGUAGCUGAUAAGUCAGUGGCGGAACCUUAUGUGUGUGCUACUUAUAGUAAUGUAAAGACACCCCUCGAAAUGUCAGAGAAUGCAUCACAGGAGACGGAAGACACAGAACAGUUGCCAGAAGUGAAGUAUGAAGAUGAAGUAGACGAACUUCUAGAUAGCAUAGGCCCUAGAUUCAAGGAUUGGCCAGGAUGUGAUCCAUUACCUGUAGAUGCAGACAUGCUUCCAGGGAUAGUUCCUGGUUUCCAACCACCAUUCAGAAUACUUCCUUAUGGAGUGCGAUCAACUCUUGGAUUAAAGGAGGCCACAUCUUUAAGAAGGCUGGCUCGGGUUCUUCCACCACAUUUUGCUUUAGGUCGAAAUAGGCAACUCCAGGGCUUAGCAGUGGCUAUGAGUAAACUAUGGGAAAGAAGUUUGAUUGCAAAAAUUGCACUGAAACGUGGUGUUCAGUUGACUACUAGUGAGAGAAUGGCUGAAGACAUUAAGAAAUUGACAGGGGGUGUGCUGCUAUCUCGAAACAAGGACUUCCUGGUCUUUUAUAGGGGAAAGAAUUUUUUGUCUGCAGAAGUCACUGAAGCAUUAGUGGAAAGGGAGAGAUUGGCAAAAUCCCUUCAAGAUGAAGAGGAACAGGCCAGGUUGAGAGCAUCAGCGAUGGUUAUGCCAAGUAUUGAACCAGCUCAACAUUUUGGUACAGCUGGUACACUUGGGGAGACUUUGGAUGCAGAUGCUAAGUGGGGAAAGAGGUUGGAUGUUCAUCAUAAGGAAAAGGUGACGCAAGAAGCAGGAAUAUUAAGGCAUGCCAAACUAGUUAGAAAGCUUGAACAGAAGCUUGCCUUUGCUGAACGAAAGCUCAUGGGAGCUGAACAAGCCUUAUCUAAGGUAGAGGAAUCAUUGAAACCAUCAAAGCAGCAAGCAGACCCAGAAAGCAUUACUGAUGAGGAGAGGUUUAUGUUUCGUAAGCUUGGUUUGAAGAUGAAAGCUUUCCUACUUCUUGGUAGACGUGGAGUUUUUGAUGGUACAGUGGAGAACAUGCAUUUGCACUGGAAGUACCGAGAAUUGGUCAAGAUAAUGGUGAAUGCUAAAAAUUUUGAUCAAGUGAAAAAAAUUGCAUUAGCACUUGAAGCUGAAAGUGGAGGUGUCUUGGUUUCAGUAGACAAAGUCUCCAAAAAAUAUGCUAUAAUUGUGUACCGGGGAAAUGACUAUCAGCGACCUUCUAUGCUGAGACCAAAGAAUCUUUUGACCAAAAGGAAAGCUUUGGCUCGUUCUAUUGAGCUUCAGAGGCAGGAGGCUCUUCUGAAACAUAUUGCAGCUGUGCAGAGUAGGGUGGAUAGACUAAGAUCUGAAAUUGAGCAAAUGGAUACUGUGAAGCACCAUGGAGAUGAAGCAUUGUACAACAAAUUAGAUUCUUGUUAUCCUACUGAUUAUGAGGAUACUGAGGAAGAAGGGGAUGCUUAUCUUGAAACAUAUAGCAGCAAAAAUGAUGGUGAAGAAGACAGCACUUCCUCAGUUCACAGUACUUCCCUGGAAAACCAAUUUUCCUUUUCAUUUCCAGAAUGAGGAAUCUCAAGCAGAAUUGGAAUUUCCUAAGCAAUGUAUACACACAUCGAGCAAGGGUAUGAGUGUUGGAGCGGAUGCAGAAGAGCAAGAUAACUGCUUACGAUGAUGGAAUGAACUGAAUGUAAGGACAGGGUUCAAAUAUGGUAACACUAAUUCUUGUUACUUGUCACCAUGUACAAAUUAUCUCCAUGUAUCUAUUUCUUAUUAGCUCUUUAGAAGGCAAUUUGCCGUGUUUAAUUGUGAACCACGAAGAGAU